UCCAGACUGUCCAGAAGGAGGACGAGAGAUUUCAGCUGUGAGCAAGACGGCCAAAUUUAUCAAGGCACUCAAGAAAAAAAAACGUCACAAUGUUUCUCAUGUUGGUCCUGUUAGUAUCUCAGUGCUUCUCACUCACCAGUCCACAGUGUCACCGCUGUGAACAAACAUCCUGCAACUGCUCGAGGCAAGACCUGCGGGAAGUCCCUGCAGCCGCUUCAGAACUCAUCACUGAGCUCGAUCUCUCUUUCAACACACUGGAGACGAUAAUGAAAGAUGACUUUAUUUCAUACGCAACUUUGAAGUCUCUGUCCCUGAAUAACAACAGAAUCAAAACAAUACACAGAGAAUCGUUUAACCCACUGAUUAGUCUGGAGAAACUGGACCUGUCUGCAAACCAACUGGAGACUUUGUCUUCUGGAUGGUUUCAGAACCUGAUUUCGCUUCAGUACUUAAAUCUUUUGGGAAACAAAUACGCAACACUGGGUCAAGGAAACCUCUUCCUCUCACUGAAGAGCUUGAAGACCCUCCAUUUUGGAGGACCUUUCCUUCAGUCCGUCAGCAAAAGGGAUUUUUCUGGCCUCUUUGGUCUUGAAGAACUUGUUUUUGAAGGAAAUGAUCUGCAAGGGUACGAAAAUGGAAGUCUGAGUCGAACUGGGCCCAUCAACCAUGUAACACUUAGUCUAAAUGGUGUGUUUCAGAGAAAUUUAGAAGAAGCACGAGCUAUACUGUUAGAUGUUGUUCAUCCAAAUGCAACACUGACAUUUACUGGCACACUGUUCGACAACAGUAUGCGAAUGUCCCCACUUUCUGUGGUCUACGAGCGUGGCACUAGAGGCCUUAUUUUUAAAAACGUGAGCAUGUCUCUGUCAGCUUUUGUACAACUUGCGAAUGUUUUGUCGUACUCUGAUCUGACCAUUUUUGCUGUUGAAGAUUCAGAAGUCUUUUACAGUGAAGAGGACGUUCAUCUCUAUGAUAUAAUCCUGAACAGACUGGAGAUCAUCUUCUUCAAAAACAUUGUCAUUAAUUGGUUCUACAAUUUUCCUGCAUUGAGUUUCAUGCAACGCGUGCUGACCAUAGUGCGACGGGCAUCUGUGAUAAACUGCAAGCUGUUUCUGAUCCCGUGUGAAUUCUUUGUUCGUUUCAGGAAGCUGGAGUUUUUGGACAUCAGUGAAAACAUUUUCAGUGAUCUUACAUUCAGAGCUAUGAUGUGUGAUGGAAAUGACGGGCUUUUGAAUCUGCACACGCUCAACGUCAGCAGAAAUUAUUUGCUUUCGAUCGACAGCGAGCUCUUCACUAACCUAGAAAACCUGGAAAACCUUGACAUUAGUGGAAACUCAUUUAACAGCAUGCCUCUAACUUGUAACUGGCCAGCAAGUCUCAAGUUCUUAAAUCUUUCAUCAACUUCUCUUCCCGAGGUGACAUCCUGCCUGCCACGGAGCCUGCAGAUCCUCGAUUUAUCGAAAAACAAACUGACUGUGUUCAACGUCGAACUGCCGCUUCUCAAAGAGCUGUACCUCUCUGGCAACAAGAUUGGAAAUCUCCCCAACGGGCACUCACACCCUAACCUCGCAGUUCUCUCCAUCCGGGACAACGAGUUAGGCAAAUUCAGCAGUAACAACCUGCAUGAUUACCAGAGGCUGAGAGUUCUGGAGGCCGGUGGCAACCCUUACAUCUGUUCAUGUGAUUUUGUAGAUUUCAUGACAAACAACUUGAUAAACCAUGAAGUCGUAGUUCGGGAUGACUUGAAGUCUUACACCUGUGACUCCCCCGAUGCCGUGAGGGGGGAGAGUGUAUUAGAGGUGAAGCUGUCAGUGUUUGAGUGCCACAAGGUUUUAGCAUUUUCCUUGCUCUGCUUAGGCAUCCUGGUGCUGUGUGCGCUCAUCGUAGCUCUGUGUUAUAAGUUCAGCGUUGUGUGGUACAUGAAGAUGACAUGGGCCUGGCUGAAAGCAAAAAGAAAGCCAAAGCUGAAGAAGGGCGUCCUCGAGUAUGAUGCCUUUGUGUCCUACAGUGAAAUGGACUCCGGGUGGGUGGAGGCGCAUCUGAUCCCGGCGCUCGAGCAGACGGAUCCGCCCCUGCGACUUUGCCUCCACAAGAGAGACUUUGUUCCUGGAGGAUGGAUCAUUGACAACAUCAUGGCCGCUAUAGAGAAGAGUCACAGAAUGCUCUUCAUCCUCUCCCAGAACUUCGUCAGGAGCGAGUGGUGCAAGUACGAGCUCGACUACACCCAUUUUAGGUUGUUUGAUCAAAACGAUGACACAGUUUUGCUGAUUCUACUCGAGCCCAUCGACAAAAAUAGCAUCCCCAAAAAGUUCAUCAGGCUGCGAAAAGUGAUGAACUCCAGGACGUACCUGGAGUGGCCUCAUGAUGACGAUCAGGUCCCAGCGUUCUGGCAAAGUCUGAGAACAGCGAUUAAAAGACCUGAAACUGUCAUUGAGGAGGACGUAUGCUUAUAAUUUUGCAGUUUUUCUUUUUAAUUGGCAUCUGCAUUAUUAAAAUCAUUUGAAAGUCUUUCUGUACCACUUAUAUAAAUAUGUUUAAAAAAAAAAAGAAGAAAUACACCGACUUCAUAAAAAGCUCAGCUCUUUGUACAUCGUUUGGGCUGGAACCAUAUAUUUCUCAUCUAUCCUUCAGUAUUGAGCUCAUUUUGUUUGAAAGAAAAUG
Molecule: messenger RNA, 2661 nt
Organism: Archocentrus centrarchus (flier cichlid)
Lineage: Eukaryota; Metazoa; Chordata; Actinopteri; Cichliformes; Cichlidae
Product: toll-like receptor 2
Exons: 2
Coding region: 90-2453 (787 amino acids)
Biological process (GO): inflammatory response; immune response; toll-like receptor signaling pathway
Cellular component (GO): plasma membrane; signaling receptor complex
Molecular function (GO): transmembrane signaling receptor activity; triacyl lipopeptide binding; protein binding
Source: RefSeq, a predicted model, not a curated record